Staurois parvus is the source of this 660-nucleotide messenger RNA. NCBI's taxonomy places the organism in Eukaryota, Metazoa, Chordata, Amphibia, Anura, Ranidae. The record is from the annotation of a GenBank genome assembly.
ACUCAGGACAGGAAAGUGGCUUCUCUCCCGUGUGAGAUUUCUGAUGGCUAUAAAGAUGAGACUUCUGUGAAAAACAUUUCCCGCACUCAGAACAGGAAUACGGCUUCUCCCCUCUGUGAGAUCUCUGAUGUCUGUAAAGGUGUGAAGUUCGUGAAAAACAUUUCCCACACUCAGCACAGGAAUACGGCCUCUCCCCCGUGUGAGAUCUCUGAUGUGUAUCAAGAUGGGACUUCCGUAAAAAACAUUUCCCGCACUCAGGACAGGAGUAUAACUUCUCCCCUGUGUGAGAUCGCUGAUGUCUGUGCAGAUUGGACUUCCGUGAAAAACAUUUCCCACACUCAGAACAGGAAUACGGCUUCUCCCCCGUGUGAGAUCUCUGAUGUGUGUAAAGAGUGGAUGUCUAGUCAAAACUUUUCCCACAUUCAGGACAGGAAAGUUUCUCCUCUCCCCCCCUGAAUUCCAGCCCCAUCCCUCCCAGUAGGAGGUUGCUCAGGGUCAGAGGGAUUUGAUGGUCCAUCCACACUGUGAAGUCCACCAUCCAUAGCUGAGCUCAUUGUCUUUUCUCCGGCACAACCUCUUGUGAUGUCCUCAUCUUCCAUUUUACAAACCGGAGAUAAAGUGAGAUGAUCCUUUGAGGGUUUCUCCAUGGCGUGUCCUGGA